GCCCCGCCCCCUAGCGUUACUUCGCUUUCAAGACCGAUCAUCUUCUCCUCCGCCUGAACUUCCGUUGAGCCGCAAGUGGGCAGUGGUGCUUUUAUCUCCUUCAAGCAUAAAGCCAAAACCCCAUCAAAUCAUUGCCCCUUGAGAAAGGAAAAACCGGAAAUUCCAAAAACCAUCCCCACCCUUCCCCUCUCCAUCUCCGUCCGUCCGUCCGUCUGUCCGUCUCUCUCUCUCUCUCUCUCUCGCUAGCAGUCAGUCUAUUCAGAACACCGAGUGAACUUCGGGGGCCCUUGAGCUUUUCUGCUGCAAUGGAGGAGGCAGCAUAAGGAGGAAGAAGGUAAACGGAGGCGGGCCGUCAUGGGUAAUUGCGUCACUGUUCCCAGGAACCAGAACUCCGCCGCCGUGAAGCUCGAUCUGUCCGUGGCCUCCGAGACCGGCGGCGGCGUCCCGGUUCAGGAAGCGAGCGCCGAUGCUCUGAAUUCAGUGGCCGAAGCUGGCCCGAAGCCGCAGGCCGCCCCGCCUGCGACGAGCUUCCGCGAGCUCGGUACCAAGGAGGAGAUGUUUUUCGAGUCUCAAGCCUGGUGGGAGUCCGACUGCGAAGAUUAUUUCAGCGUGUGCGAUGAUGCAACCCCAUCUUGCGGCAGCUCUCCAAUCCACCCGAGAAGCUCUUUCGGAAAUGUGCCAGUGAAUAAGUCUCUUCAGACAGAUGGAGCGCUUAAUUCCGUGCAGCCCCUGCCGACUGAGCCCAAGAAGCUGCUUUUUGAGCUUUUUCAGGAAAGUUUUAAUGCUGAUGCUAAGUCAGGUGUUAUGGCAUUCCCUACCGAGUCCCCGGUGAAAAGCCCAUUCAGUCUCCGGAGGAAUUCUGCCUACAGUGUGGAUGGGACCCCAAACCGAUCUUCGAAAACAGCAAAGGUGAAAUCCGGAUCAUCUUCACAGCGCUGCCUACCAGAUUUGGUAAGAAACCUGAGUUUUCGCGAGAUGAAGAAGAGGAUGAGCCCCAGCCAUGGUGGUGGAAGCAACCCAAAGCCUCGACAGGUCGAUAGCACACUUGCUUAGCAUUGCUUUAAUCGACUUAAAACUGUAAAAAGCUUCCAAAUAUCUAGUCUGUUAGACUUUUAAGGCAAACGGACUUCUAUAGCGAAACUUGGUGUGUAACUACUAGGCAAACUCCUGUGCAUUUUUUUGAGUGACGGCUCCCAAAAUUUCCCAAAGUAUCAUGACUAAGAAUUUGCUGGUGUCGGAUGGUGACUAUGCAUUACCGGCCGCUUUAUUGCACCUCAAUUUUAUCUCACAAGGCAAGCUUGUGUAUGAGCCUAUGAGGGUAUUAUCCAUGUAACUCUGUUGUUGGAGUGGAUGUCCCGGACAGUAAUUGGAAUAAGGGGACAGUCUUUUAAGCC
This is a messenger RNA of Eucalyptus grandis, 1394 nucleotides long. RefSeq lists its product as uncharacterized. Bases 355 to 1053 code for a protein of 232 amino acids. The transcript has 3 exons. Lineage: Eukaryota; Viridiplantae; Streptophyta; Magnoliopsida; Myrtales; Myrtaceae. The record is from RefSeq and is a predicted model, not a curated record.